Oncorhynchus keta (chum salmon) is the source of this 5353-nucleotide messenger RNA. RefSeq names its product ETS domain-containing transcription factor ERF-like. The transcript has 5 exons. Gene Ontology annotation, cellular component: nucleus. Gene Ontology annotation, molecular function: DNA-binding transcription factor activity, RNA polymerase II-specific; sequence-specific DNA binding. NCBI's taxonomy places the organism in Eukaryota, Metazoa, Chordata, Actinopteri, Salmoniformes, Salmonidae. Gene Ontology annotation, biological process: cell differentiation; regulation of transcription by RNA polymerase II. The record is from RefSeq and is a predicted model, not a curated record. Bases 605 to 2425 code for a protein of 606 amino acids.
GUAGCUCCUUCCCAGGUCCGCGUGGGCGGCCCCGUGUGGUAGGGAGAGCGAAACACGACACCCCUAGAGAGGAAGGGGGGUAGAGAAUACGAAGUGAGUGGAAAAUGAAAAGUCUGUAGAAAGAGAAAGAAAAAAAACGUGGUUCCAUACUAUUCAGAUUGAGAUUUUAUCUUGCGUUGUUUUGACUGCUGGAAUGAUGAUGUGGAAGAUUCGACCAUGCAACAUUGUAACGCGGUUAAACUGAUGAGCUAAAUAAUUAGAACCGAGUGUUUCAAGGCAUUCCCCCGCUAUCAGCACGACGGACAUAAAAGUUCAACGCCAUUCAGAGCUCACGAUUGGAUUUAUACAAAGCGAGAACACCAUUCGUCUCAACGAUUUGUGAAAAAGAACACAAAAAAAUACAACUUGGAGCUCAAAAGUAACUAGGGAACAGUAGGGGCCAGGGGUUUAGAGCAGAGUGAUUUAGGCUAAGCUUAGAAACGGAAAAGUUUUAAAGCUAACGAGGAAUUUUGCAACAUAUCAAGAAGAACAACGAAGUCUGGGUGUCGGAUACCAAGCGAGCUAGAAACCAAACGGGAAACUGUCUGAAUUGACCAGAGUCACCAUGAAAACCCCGGGGGAUACGGGGUUCGCCUUCCCCGACUGGGCCUACAAGCCCGAGUCGAGCCCCGGCUCGCGACAGAUCCAGCUGUGGUGCUUCAUCCUGGAGCUGCUGCGGAAGGAGGAGUACCAUGAAGUCAUCGCCUGGCAGGGCGACUACGGAGAGUUUGUCAUCAAGGACCCCGAAGAGGUGGCCCGACUGUGGGGCGCCCGCAAGUGCAAACCUCAGAUGAACUACGACAAGCUGAGCAGGGCGCUUCGAUAUUACUACAACAAGAGAAUCCUCCACAAGACCAAAGGGAAGAGGUUCACCUACAAGUUCAACUUCAACAAGCUGGUGCUGGUCAACUACCCCUUCAUCGACAUGGGCUCUGGUAGGGGAGUCCCCCAGAGCGCCCCUCCCGUGCCGACUGGGGGCAGCCACUUCCGCUUUCCCCCCUCCACCCCGUCCGAUGUGCUCUCCCCCAGUGAGGACCUGCGCAGCCCGGGCAUGUUCAGCAGCGUGGCCCGCCGCCUGGGACGCGGCUCUGUCUCCGACUGCAGCGAUGGCACCUCCACCAACUCUGAGCUGGAGGAAGGCGUGGGGGGUGAAGAUCGAGGCGGCACGGGCCCUGAACGGGCAUUCCGUGGCCUCCUCCACCCCCGCCUCUCCCACGACUCGCUGUUUCGCGCCUACGGAGGCCCUGGUGGGCUAGGCCGCCCCCCGCCCGGCCACAGGGUCCAUGGUGACCCCAUGUCCCCGUUCCCUGUGUCCCCCCUGCCGGGCCCUGGGGGCCUCCUGGGCCCCACCCUGUCUCCGGCCCUUUCCAUGACCCCUGGCUCCCACCUGCCUUAUACCCCGUCCCCCUCCCUCAGCCCCAUGCUGGGCUCCCACUUCUCCUUCAACCCGGACGACAUGAAGCGCUACCUGCAGGCCCACCACCAGAGUGUCUACAACUACCACCUCAGCCCCAGAGCCUUCUUCCACUACCCCAACAUCGUGGUCCCCCAGCCCCACAGGCCCUCUGCCGCCCCUGACAAGCCCAUGACAGCCCACCACCAUGCCCCGCCCAUGCCUCACUCCCAUUCGUUGCACCACCACCAAGGGGAGGAGCAGCACCCCUCGCCCUUCAAGUUCAAGCUGCAGCCGCCUCCGCUGGGGCGUAAACAGAAGGACGGCUCCACCUCCUCUACCGGGGGCUCCUCCUCUAGCCUAGGCUCCUACGCUGCCUCAGGACUACUCUCUAACUCCUCCUCCUCAGUGGGCCCAAAAAUCAAGGUGGAGCCCGUCUCCGACGUUGAGUCCGAUGAGGAGGUGGAGGUGACCGACAUCAGCGAGGAGGACGAGCUGCUUGAUGAUGAUGAGGGAGACGUCUUCACCCCCCCUCAUCCCACCAACGGAACCGCCCCUACUGCCAUCACCAACGGCAACCUGGGCGCCAUCGUCGAGGACGACCUGGACGAGGACGUGUUCAAGACCCCCGCCGCCCCUCCCAUGGGCCCUCUAACCCCCUCCCUGUUGGCCCUGAAGCGCGAGCCAGGCCAAGGCCCUCCCAUCAGCCCUGGCGGCACCCUCUGCAUCCCCCUGAAGCUGCGCUUCAAACGGCGCUGGAGCGAGGACCAGAAGAUGGAGGCCGAUGGCGAGCGCGACGAGGCCGAGGACAAGAAAGUGCGGGCAGAGAAACAGGUGGAGCCAGCAAGGAGGGAGUCAGAGAAUGGGGAGGGGCCAAGGAGAAGCCUGUCCCUGAGUCUGCGCGCUCCUCCCCCUCCGGCCCAGCGCAGGGCCAGCUCCGAGUUGCAGAGAGCCACAGCCCAGCUGUCUCUGGAGAGCCAUGGAGCUUGCUGAGGCAGGGAUACGCACAAACCGUGGACACGCAUACACACAAUCACAUGCCCGUACCUACAUACACAUUCACUCAUAUAACCAAGCAUGCACAUAGAAACAAGUGCCUGGGCAAAAAGCUUUUUUUACUCCCAUUUGCAACACAUGAAACCCAGAACAUUAACAAACAGCUCAGCAUUCUGUGACUGAGACACUAAGGGAUGGUCAUAGACACAAAUUAAUACUGACACCCCCUCUAAACGAAAGACCCCCUGGGCCUAAAUCCAGGAUCCAUCCCUUAGACCUGUACACUGCCUUUAGGUGCCUCCCAUCUCGCCUCAACAUCUCCCAGUAACACCCAUAGCUCCUUUUGCAUUUCAGAGAUGCAUCAACACAGAUGGGAAAGAAUCCCCCCCACCCCUUAUCUUCAACAGACUUGAAAAGAGAUUACAGAAGUGCCUGUCUUCACAUACAAUGGUUUACAAAGCAAAGGAAAGCGAGGGGCCUCGUACCAACUCUUGUCAACUAUUCCAUCACCUUUGACUGGGAAGGGAGCUCAGGAGUCAUAACGAAGAGACUUCCCUGUCCAUAUCUGUCUAAUCACAGGGACUGACUUAGAGACUUAGGACUGAAUUUGUGUCUGAGUCAGCGCUCUCUCUUUGACCAUCGUCCCCCAUCGACUUGAGCGUAGGGACAAAAAACAAAAUGGCGUGCAUCCAAGCCUUAAUGGACAGCUCGUGCACUGGGCAGGGUCCAAAAAGGGGAGCAGCAAAAACCCUUCAAGUUGGGGCCCUACAUGUUAGGGGCCAUUAAUGUGGAGACCCUACAUGACUUUUGCACAAUCUUAUAAGGAGAGUGAAAUGAGGAGAUUGGUAAUUUGUCCGCUUGGAAUGGUGUUGAAAGAGUAUUUUAGAGGUCUCCUCCGUUCCCCUGGUUUGAGCUGCUUCUUUCUCCCAUAGAGAGCGCCUCAAAAAAGGACAGUAUUUGGGAAGACGCGGUGCACGGAGGGUUAGAAGUACCUCUGUAUAUACAAUGUUCUUGAACUGAAACGAAUAUAUUUUUUUCUCACUCCCCAAAAAAGUAUACAGUGAAAUGAAUACGAGUACCUAGGUGAGCUCAUGCAAAGCCUUUUAGUGACAUUUUUAACUUUUUAAAAUUCCAUUUUAUUUUCUGUAUUUUACAAAUACGCAGCCCAUUUUUUUGAACAAACAAGACAAAUUGAGAUUGUGCUUUUUUUAAAGCUGACAGGCGACUAUACGUGAAUUACCCUGGCCAAAUAAUGUACACACUUACACACUAUAGAAGCCUCAAGCAUACCGUACUGCCACUUUGCCUUUUUUUAUACCAAGAAACAGAAUCUGAAUGACUAAAACCAAUACUACACAUAUUUUAUUGGAAUAUAUUAAAUACAAAUGUUAUAAUUCAAAAAAUGAUAAUUUGAUAUGAAUCAGGAAAUGCAAGAAAUGCUAUUUUUAAUGAUAACUCUGUCGGAUAUAUAUAUAUAUAUAUAUAUAUAUAUAUAUAUAUAUAUAGCCUCUCCUCACCUUGCCUCUUGACAGUGGAGCUGAAUUGGAAAGGGUUCAUGUGCAAGAGCAAUCGGAACACAUAUAAUAUUUAUAAUGUAAAAACAAGUGUUCUGUUUGGGGGGGCUUGAAGAUUGGUGGGUGAAAAGUGAAACUUUUUAAGAUUUUGGGGUCACCUUUUCUGGCCAUCACUAAAGAACAGACAUGCUUGUCUUGCCCCCGAACCCCAACUUUAAGACCAGGAUCCCACCCCCUCUCAGCAACCCAAACUCUCCUGGAAACACAAGGACAGGGCACCUUUGUUGGCUAUUGAACCCACCGUUUGUCUGGACUUGGCCGUUGUCUUGGACCAUGAACUAUACUAGGAGAAUGCAUCAGUAACACUCCGCCACCUGAAUAUGUACAUGUUUGAGGUAGACCUGGUCUGCUGAGAGGUCUGUAAUGUGGGUUAACCUAGAGUAAAUGGAAGGUGACAUCACUAGCGACAUGAUCCCCCACCCCCGUACUAGUCUCUCUGGGUUGGAAGACUCUUAACCAAAGAAACAACCCUCGCCCAUGCAGGAUAUGACAUCACAAAACCUCAGAGAGGGACUUCCCGUAAUCUGAGAAGACGCUCUGCGGGUGCCGUCUAGGGUCCCUCCGGCCUUUGUAACUCAACAAGAGCCGGGCCCCAAAAAAAAGACUCGCUCAAGAGUAUGUUCAUAGCACUAGUAUGGUGUAAGUGGGUGUCUGUAUGCAGAUUUUGGUGUUGCCGUUAGCCACCCAGUACAGUCUUUUGUCCUGCCUUGCAUUGUAACUGACAGCUGCCUUGUUGCUUCAAAAGAAAAUCAUCUAAAAAUGUUCCCACUUUUCCCUCUCGUCAUUGCUGUUUAUUAUUUGUCCCUCAUGAUUAUUUACUGUCAUUGUUGUUAUUAUUAUUAACAUGAUUUACUAUUUGAUUAUUUUGUACCCCUCUGGGCCUACCUCUUUUCCAUGGCUAUUUGAAUCCUUCGUGUUUUGUAUUUUAUAUUUUCAGUAUGUAUUUUAUAUUUUCAGUAUGUAUUUUCCAGACAACGACAACUCCUCCAUCUUACUAUUAGCUGAACUAAAAUAGUAGUUUUAACUUCAACUGAGCUAGUUGUAUUUGUAAUUAUGGACACAUGGAAAAGAGGAGCUCACAUAAUCCUAUCACAUUACCUUUGUUUUGAAAUAUAUUUUUUGGUCUUUGUGUAUAUAGAUGAUUCUUUUUUUUUGUGGGGGGGGGACUCUGUAAGAAAUACAUUCUAUUGCUUUGACAUUGUAUUAUUUGAAUGGUGUCGUUAUCCCUCUUCUUUCACUCUUCUUUCACUCUUCUUUCACUCUUCUUUCACUCUCCUUUCACUCUCCUUUCACUCUCCUUUCACUCUCCUUUCACUCUCCUUUCACUCUCCUUUCACUCUCCUUUCACUCU